AUGCUCCAAGUCCCUGGCAGCUCUCUAAAGAAGAAAAGUCACUAGUGCUCUGCUCUUGCCAUAAUACCAAACCUUUCUGACUAACGCUUUGGUGCUGCAACACUGGAAGAAUUGUAACAGGUUCCAGGAAUUUUUUUUUUUUUUCAUUUGAGUGAUUCUUUGGGAAUAGAAAAAAGAUUUGAGUCUUUAAUAAUCACCUUGUUUUAAAGCUAUUUCUUACUGCUUAAUUAAUCGGGCCACUUACCAAUGAGCCACACAGCCAGUCCGUGCCAGGAGCUGGUUGAAAACUGUGCUGUGCAUGUAGCAGGGAUGGCACAAGAAGACAGCCGUCGUGGUCAAGUGCCAUCCACCUUUUAUCAUGGUGCCAACCAGGAGCUCGACCUGUCCACCAAAGUGUACAAAAGGGAAUCAGGAAGUCCUUACUCUGUGUUAGUGGACACCAAGAUGAGCAAGCCGCACCUGCAUGAAGCAGAGGAACAGCCGUAUUUCAGGGAGACAAGAGCAGUGUCUGACGUGCAUGCCGUGAAGGAAGACCGGGAGAAUUCUGACGACACGGAAGAGGAGGAGGAAGAAGUCUCUUACAAAAGGGAGCAGAUCAUAGUGGAGGUAAACCUUAAUAAUCAAACAUUAAAUGUAUCUAAAGGGGAAAAGGGUGUCUCUUCUCAGUCCAAAGAGACUCCUGUUCUUAAGACAAGCAGUGAGGAGGAAGAGGAAGAGAGUGAGGAAGAGGCCACAGAUGACAGCAAUGACUAUGGAGAGAACGAAAGGCAGAAGAAAAAGGCGAAGAUAGUGGAGAAAGUCAGCGUCGCACAGAGGAGGACCAGGAGAGCUGCCUCUGUUGCCGCAGCUGCCACUUCCCCUCCUCCCAGAACUACGAGGGGCCGUAGGAAGAGUGUAGAGCCACCUAAGCGUAAGAAGCGGGCCACAAAGGAGCCCAAAGCACCAGUCCAGAAAGCUAAGUGUGAAGAGAAAGAGACUCUGACCUGUGAGAAGUGCCCCAGGGUGUUUAAUACUCGCUGGUACCUGGAGAAGCACAUGAACGUUACUCAUAGGCGCAUGCAGAUUUGUGAUAAAUGUGGCAAGAAGUUUGUCCUGGAAAGUGAGCUGUCCCUUCACCAGCAAACAGACUGUGAAAAAAACAUUCAGUGCGUUUCCUGUAACAAAUCAUUCAAGAAACUCUGGUCCCUUCAUGAACAUAUCAAAAUCGUCCACGGAUAUGCAGAAAAGAAAUUUUCCUGUGAAAUUUGUGAGAAGAAGUUCUAUACCAUGGCUCAUGUGCGGAAACACAUGGUUGCACACACGAAAGACAUGCCGUUUACAUGUGAAACCUGUGGAAAGUCAUUCAAACGCAGCAUGUCACUCAAAGUGCAUUCCUUGCAGCAUUCUGGAGAGAAGCCCUUCAGAUGCGAGAACUGUGACGAAAGGUUUCAGUACAAGUACCAGCUGCGCUCCCACAUGAGCAUCCACAUCGGGCACAAGCAGUUCAUGUGCCAGUGGUGUGGCAAGGACUUCAACAUGAAGCAGUACUUCGACGAGCACAUGAAGACACACACUGGAGAGAAACCCUUCAUCUGUGAAAUCUGUGGCAAGAGCUUCACCAGCCGCCCCAACAUGAAGAGGCACCGCAGGACUCACACAGGCGAGAAGCCCUACCCCUGCGACGUGUGUGGUCAGCGGUUCCGCUUCUCUAACAUGCUGAAGGCCCACAAGGAGAAGUGCUUUCGGGUGACCAGCCCCGUGAACGUGCCACCUGCUGUCCAGAUCCCACUCACGACUUCCCCAGCCACCCCGGUCCCUUCCGUGGUGAACACACCCACAACCCCAGCCCCUCCGAUCAGUAUGAAUCCUAGGCCAGAGUGAGGACAGCUUCCUGCGGCACCUGGCAGAGAAGAACACUUCAGCGCAGCACCACUAACACCGUCUCCUCAGUGUGUUCCCAGGUGUGGCUGCAGACAGGGAGGUGGUGAGCACCCCAGUUCUCUGAGCUCCCUGCAGUUCUCGGGCUCCCCCCGGAGUUUCCUCCCUGCCUCACUGGGAGAGUCCACCCAUCCCAGGGGGUGGCCAGGAAGACUACCUUGAGCUCACAGUGGGAACUGUCAGCUAAACCGGAGAGCCGCCGAACUGAAGCCUAAUUGGCUUCCAUUUUCUGGUGACUUUUAUAAAUUUCAAAUACUCAGACUUGUGGAAUUUUAUAAUUUCAUAUCAGCUGAUGAGGUAUGCUUGCUUUUAUAUCCCGGACUUCCCCUCAAAGAGGGGCUAGACCUGGUUUCCUUUGUACUAAUCGGGAAGGCUGUGAGAUUAAUCCAGAGCAUUAAUUGUAUCACUGUGUAUCAUAAUGAAUUCUUUUCAGCUUUUUGGUGCUGGCUACAGAGUUGAGCUGGCCAUGUUUCACAGUAUAUCAAGCAUUACAGAGAAAGAUGGAAACUUUCUUCCUUGUGUAGCUCUCCUAACGCAUUCUUUAUUUUACUACAGAAAUUAUUUUAGAGUUUUUGUAUAGACUUCUUUAGUAGUCUGUUUCUAAAAUGAAAUGUAUUUCAAUAAGCGGUGUAAUUUUUUCAGUGUAGCUGAACCUAUGUUGUAAAAUAGAAAUUUUUAUAAUCAUCAAAAUGUGAUUCUUAAAGAUGCAUAUAACUUCUAUAAUUCAAAGUUAUUCUUACAUCCGUACAACUCAAAGGUGCUUCAGAGACCAGAUGUAUCUGAGAGGGUGUCCAGACCAGGUCACUUCAGAAACGUGCUUUUGCUUUCACAAUCUGGUGUGAGUACGUGGUAGUGUUUUACUCUCUGCCAAACACGCAAGUGUCUGUCAGGCUUUCACUGACUCGCUCCUGCCUCCCACAUCCCGCUGGGCUCAGCUGGUGCAGUGGAUAAAAUGAUUUGUGGGGGACGGGCCUUUUCCAGGGAAGUCUCCUGACGCUGCCAUGUUUUAAAAACCAGAGUAAAGCUGUCACCACCAGUAGAGGAAGUAGCGGAGAUUGCUUCGUUUCAGGCCUGUUUCUCACUUCCCUUUGAAACUAUGUUCAUGUUUAACUUUUAUGAGAUGACAAGUUGAAGUCUCUCAUUUUGAGGUUGCUUUAUUUUUCUAAAGUUGUUUUGAGAAGAUAAAAUAGCAAACUAAAAUCACACAAGUAACACUGCUGAGAGUGGCGAAGAAAUUCAGCUAAGACAAAUUGGUUCUAAGUUUAAAAACAUCUGUUUCAUAGAGAGUGCAGAUAUUUCUGUAACUUUGGGCUGUUUUAACACAGUUUGACUUGUAGUGAGGGAAAACACUUGGGAUUUGCUGCCCUGUCCUCUGCGAAUAAUGAUGUGACGCCAGCCUUCGUAGGUGCUAAAGAGAGCACACUCCUGAUACAUUUAGGCAAGUUAAUGGGUCAGGUUUGGGGACCUUCAGAGGAGCCUGGUCUAGCAGGAGCUGAUGGUAGGAAAGGCCGAACAGAAACCUUCACAUGUUGGUUACAUUUAACUGAUCAGAUUUCUUUUUUUUUUUUUUUGUUCUUGUUUUGUUUUGUCUUUCAAAUUUCUCCAGACUCAGUGUAGCUAAGGAUUUUGGAUUUCUUCAUCUCAGAGUUCUAAGGCUGGGUCACCCACUGCCCCCAACCGUCUCCGUUUUUGAAUCUUGAAUUUCUUUCAUUUUCCUUUUCUCGGGCUUUUACAUCAUUACCUGAGUUAGAACCCUUUUAUUUAUUUGUUUUAAUAUUAAAUGUGCAGAUAUGUUUCAAGCACUUUUCUGGCUGGCUAGCUCUAUGAUAAGAAAAAAUGGAAUUCUUUCAACAUAGGUUAAGUCCCUACUUUAAAAACACCCCAUUCUCUGUUAUCUUUUCUGGUUUAAUGUUUCCGAUUGUUCUCCUGACUUGCCUUUGCCUUUGAUAAUGAACAUAGGAAAUGUUUGAAAUGAGGCAGAAAAGUAUCUCAAGAGAUACUUUCCUUCCUUAUUUUUGAUGUAAGUUUUAAAAAGUAGGAUUUUUAACCUUUGUAUACAUUUUGGGGCAUCCAGGUACCCAAGCCAAUAAGGAAAAUUAAUUUGCUGCUUAUGAUUGUAAUGUCAUCAUGCUGUCUCCCUGACCCCCACAAUCUCUUUAGCAUUCCAUUCCAAGUUUGUAAAUCUAUACUUUCACGUAGACAUAUCAUUACUUCGUGGUCAAGCCUAUAAUACUACAAUGUUUUGUUUUGUUUUGUUUUGUUUAAGAUGUAAACUACAGCUUAGUUCAUUGGUUAUACCUUAUUUUGUUCUAAAUAAAUUGACAGUAUUGGGCAGCAAUCCUGAAUGUUAGACUUGAGACCGUUGAGUCAACCAUGUCAUAAGGUGUACUAUAGUUAUACACUGGAAAAUUCAGGUAGUCAUCUGUGAUUUUUUUCAUCCAAGUAACUAUAGCCAUAAGGAAAUAUCUGCUAGACAGGAAAACCAUUAAGCAAAUAAUCACCGCCAUCCUUAACAAAAGCAAAAAAGGAUUACUUUUUAAAAUUAAUUUUAAAUAUCACAUAGUACAUUUCUUAGUGAAAUGUAUUGUGGAACAAUAUAAAACUCCCAAAUUUGUUUCCUGGAUAAGUAUACCUUCUCUGACUUGGGAUUUGUGGUCUUCAGGAAAACUGCUCAGAAUAUAAUUACUCCUCCUCGGUGUGAUAUUACAUACGAGUAAUGACACAACAUUAAUGCUUCUGAAUAUGAGAACUGCAGGAGCAAGCCUUAAACGUAUGCGUGCAUCAGGUUUAACAUGCUUAAGACUCAAAACUCAGGGUUGAAAAUUUGGUUGGCGUUCUCUACUAAGAUGAGAUUUGUACUACCUGGUGUAUUUUCUCCCACAUAUGCUACAGCACCCCAUGAAUUCUUCAAGAAGUUGUUACCUACAUGUUAUUUGUGUGCGUGUGUGUGUGGAGGAGUUUGAGUUCUUAGUCCCUACCUUAUUUAUACCUGUUAAAGACAAAGGGCCCGUUUCAGCAUUAUAUAGAUAUCAAAUCGUCUCUCACUACUUAAUUUUCCUGUCUUCGAAGGCUUUCGCCUUUGCUAGGGUUAAAACUUAUUUGACUUUUUUGAUUGGCAUUGCAUUUUGGGUUUUUGUCUUUCUAGUCUUGUCUCAGACAUUUAUCAUUCAAAUAUAAACUCUAGCCUUCGUCAAGGGCUGCUGCAUACUCAAAUUGGGUUAAGUAGGCUCAUACACAAUUAAAUUUUUAAAUUCGAAUGAAGAAGAGUACUUUCAGGGCACAUGGCUUCGUUCCCACGUAAACGUGUGAUCUGAUCCUCACUUUUGGCAAGCAGGGGAGGCCUCCACAUGAACAUCCACUGUAGUUCAAAGUAAGCUCCGGACACUUUUAUAGUCUGUCAUUUGCAUUAGCCACUCUAAGUGACGGGUGCUCGGUGCUAGUGGGUAGUACCAUAGUGGUGCCAUCUUUCUAAAAGCCGCCUUUGUUGAAGGUACCUUUUUAUUGUGGCGAGAGCACUCCCUGUAAUUUGAUCGCCCCCAGUAUACUAGCUGAAGGCAAAUGUGCUCUGAAGAGAUGCUUGUGAACUUCGAACUGAUUACUGCUUGAAAUUAUUUUCAGUUUUUAUGUUUGUUGAAUGGAUAUGUGUAUUUCUUUCAUUUUGAUUUCACUGGAAGUUUUACAUUUUGAGAAGCCGAAGCAGAGAUAAAAACCCAUUGGAUAUAUACAUAUAUACACAUACAUAUAUGUAUACGUAUAUACAUAUAUUUACCCCAUCUUGAAGAUUUUGGCCAGUAAAACACAGAAUAGUAGAUGGGUUUUAAUGGAAAAAAAAGAAAGAGGAAAAAAAAAAAAUACCUAAAAAAAAAAAAAAAAAAAAAGUUAGAGAAACCCUUGUGUCUGAGCUACUGUAUAGAAAAACCCACAUUUUUAUUGCAUCGCUGCCGCAUGGUGACUAUCUCGAUGCUGUCCUAGACUGUAUGGGAAGCAUGUAAUAAAGAGGGGACAAGUUUCAUUUAAGAAUUUCAUCAGCUAACUACCUUUUCUUUCUUUUUUCUUUUUUUUUUUUUUUUAAGAGAUUUUUGCUAUAGAGUGCAUAUACUCACUGGAGA
Molecule: messenger RNA, 6026 nt
Organism: Tupaia belangeri chinensis (Chinese tree shrew)
Lineage: Eukaryota; Metazoa; Chordata; Mammalia; Scandentia; Tupaiidae
Gene: ZNF652
Product: zinc finger protein 652
Exons: 6
Coding region: 247-1860 (537 amino acids)
Biological process (GO): regulation of gene expression
Cellular component (GO): nucleus
Source: RefSeq, a predicted model, not a curated record